CCCCUUCCUCCUCGCCCGUCCCGUCGCGGCCCGUCCCCCGCCAGCCGCCGGACCCGGCUCCGCCGCCGCCUGCGCCGCUGCCCGCUCCUGCCCGGCCCGGGCGCCCAGGGCUGCCGGCGUCUCCCCGUGGCCAUGCAGCGCUGCCUGUCCCGGCCGGCCGCCCCGGGCCCGGCGUGACCGUGACGCCCUGCCUGUCCUUUUCUGGGUCCAACGCCUCCGUCACUGAACAGUUUGAUGGAGAAUCGGUCGGAUGACAGCGGGAACUGUUGUUAUCACCGGGGGAAUCCUAGCGACGGUGAUCCUACUGUGCAUCAUUGCUGUGCUCUGCUACUGUAGGCUACAGUACUACUGCUGCAAGAAAGAUGACUCCGAUGAGGAAGAGGAGGAGGAGGAGGAGGAGGAAGAGGAAGAGCCCGACCUUCCCGCGCAUUCGCACCUGGGCACCUGCAACGCCUGCAGCUCCCGCAUGGUGGAUGGCCAGGGCAGCCCCGCGCCCCCCCCCAGCGAGCUCAACCAGCACGGGGCCCACAACUACUGCCCGACCUGCUCCCCCUACGCCUCCCCCUUUUACAUCCGGACUGCCGACAUGGUGCGCAACGGGGGCGAGAGGGUCACCUACACCCCCGCAUGCUACAAGGAGAUGGGGCCGCCCAUCAACAUGGCCACCUUGCAAAGCUACCCGAUGAGCCGCCACGGCCUCCUCCGUGAGAGCUUCCCCAACCCGCGGGCUAUCAGCACGGAGGUGUAGUCACCGUCGCCACUAGCACAGGGUGCCCACGGCUGGCGCCCGCUCGAGGGAAGGGGCUUUUCACUUGUCUCUGGGGGAUGGGUUCCCGCAGGGAGGACCCCGUAAACCCAGCCCCAGACCAGCACGGUCCUCCUGUGGAACCGCCCGGCAUGGCUAAGCUUUCCAGGCGAGAAGACGAGAGAGACCUCGAAGGGUGACGUUAAACCGGCCACCUCCGAACCCAUCAUAAGUGUCAUUAUUAUUCUACUCUAUCUCCUGAAGGGACUUGUCUAACGAGGGCUAUGUACAGUACAACCUAAUUUAAUUACCCCAGGCUCCCCCGGCUCCCCGAGCCCAGCACGGGGCCUCCAGUGUCCCCACGCAGCCACCCGAGGCAAUGUCCCGCCGCCUCCGGCACGCGGAGCGAUGCCUGACCACCCACCAGCUGCCGCCCCCGGCAGAUCCCGCCGCUGAGCUGGGAAUGGCAGCACUCCUCGGCGAUGGGAAAGCGAAGAAGGGAAGAUCCAGGUCGUCCUGCUCCCCUCGUACUGCGUUAGUCGCCGCUAGCAGUUAGGUUUUCUGUUCGAGUGUAAGGUAGGACACAACCUCCCACCUGCUUCGGUCUUUGCACGUGCUGAAGAAGUUCAAGACAUGAAUUUAGACUGAAUUUAGAUCACCGCCAGGGGAGGCAACGUUGCUCGCAAAACCGCUCACCUACGCAAACGGGCCCAGGCUGACCCUUCUGCAGCCAAAGCCCCCACCUCUUCUACUCUUCACAGGCUUUCUUAGGAGCAAUUUUAACUUGGACCCAUAAAAACGGCAAGAUUUUACUUACAGGAAGAGUUGUACCCCUAAAGGACUGUAGUUUUGGUCACCUUCAGCGUUCGAAGCCCUACCAGCCCACCCUGACAGUUCUGGACGACCAGAGGAAGGUUGGCUUUAGGGUGGCUUUCGCUUUCGACAGCAACAGCAGAGACCACCGGGUGCCAUCUGCUCCUCUGCAGGGCCCACAACCUCCCACCAGAGAGCGAUGUUCAGGUUGUCAGGGUCCCCCCUCUUUUGCUUUUGGAAGAAAUGGAUGCAAGACCCAAGCCCGAGUUCACCGGCUCUGCGGCUGGUAAUGACAGCCAGUGACUCCGCC
Molecule: messenger RNA, 1868 nt
Organism: Chroicocephalus ridibundus (black-headed gull)
Lineage: Eukaryota; Metazoa; Chordata; Aves; Charadriiformes; Laridae
Product: protein FAM163A-like
Exons: 5
Coding region: 251-748 (165 amino acids)
Source: RefSeq, a predicted model, not a curated record